This is a messenger RNA of Saprolegnia parasitica CBS 223.65, 1334 nucleotides long. RefSeq lists its product as hypothetical. The record is from RefSeq and is a predicted model, not a curated record. The transcript has a single exon. The coding region runs from base 7 to 1281 and encodes 424 amino acids. Lineage: Eukaryota; Oomycota; Saprolegniomycetes; Saprolegniales; Saprolegniaceae.
CGCACGAUGGUCAACCUCCUCCCGCUGCUGUCGCUCGCCGCCGUUGCCCUCGCGCAGGACUGCGCACCCCAAGAUGCCCAUGUGGCCUCGCUCCAGAAGGACUUGGCGACGCUCCAGGCCACCGAGGCGCAGCACAAGGCCGACCUCGUGACGGUGCAGACCAAGUUCGAGGAAGAAGCCGCGGCCGUCUCGGGCCUCCAGACGCAGCUGAACUCGGCUGUCAACGAACUUGCAGCCAUCACGUCGGAGAAGGACGAGCUUAUUGCGACCGUCGCUAAGCUGCAGGCAGCCGAUGUCUCGACGGAGCUCAAGGCCGAAGUCUCGACGUUGGUCCAGGACAAGCAGGCGCUCAGCGACAAGCUCAAGAAGCUGGAUGCGGAUAACGCUGCGCACCAGCGCCGCAUUGAAGGCCUCCAGGCGGAGCUUGCAGCCUCCAAGGACGCACUUACGCAAGUCAAGACGCUCCAGGCCAAGCUGACGACCGCGUCCAAGGAAAUCGAGUCGCUCCAGGAGACGCUCAAGCGCUCGGCGGAAGGUGGUCUCUCGCUUCCGGCCAUGAUCUCGACGUACUAUGACAACGCGGUGACGUUCACGACGCAGACGUACGAAGACUCGGACCGGUAUGUGUCGCUGGCGUCGUCCAAGGCGACCGAGCUCUACGCGAUUCACUUGGCGCCGUGGGCGGACGAGGCCGUCGCGCACUCGACCGUGGCGGCCAAGACGGUGCAGGACCUCUACACGACGCACGCGGCCGCGACGGUCGACCCGCUCCUUGACCAGCUCCACGCGACGGUGCAGCCGAUCUUGGACGUGCAGGUGCCGAUCGCCAAGCAGCGCUUGGCGCGCGCCCAGGACGAGGCCGUCGUGCUCGCGAAGCGCGGCCAGGACGUGUACAAGCGCUCGCGCAAGAAUGCGAUUGCGUUUUUCAAGUCGAACCCGCGCAUUGCGCCGUAUGCGACCAAGAUUGUCGACACGACGAUCGUCCUUCUGAGCAUCCCGAUCGCGAUCGCGCUGCUCCGCCUCGCCGUGUCGACGGUGUUUGUGGUCCUCUCGACGUUGCUGUACCUUGUCACGUGCUGCGGCUGCUGCGGCCUCGUCGGUCGCAAGCCCAAGACGACCCGCGAGGUCGCGACGCCCGUUGUGACGGCGCCGACCAAGGCCACCAAGCCCAUGGCCAAGGCGCAAACGAAUGACUCGGCGCCCAAGGCCAAGGCGCCCAAGACGCCCGAGCCCGUGACGCCGCCGUCGGCCAAGAAGAAGAAGGCCAAGAAGACGCAGUAAAUCCAAAUUGGAGCAACACGCUGGUAUUAUGAUAGACGAAACAUUUUUUCUGG